ACUUCUGUGAACUGUCUGGGAACCGGAGUAAUCGGAACUGUCAAAGUUACCUGCCAACAUUGAGUUAAUGAGUUUGGAAUGUGAGAUUGUUUAUAUUAAUUCUAGGCCAGUUAUUAAUUUACUGUUAUUAACAAUUACCAAAGGCCGUUAUUCAGAAACAAAAAUUAAUACAUUUUAAUUAAAGAAUGUAAAUAGCCAAUAUGGAGGCGAGUCCAGGAGAAGUGCAAGACGACAGUAAAGAUCGAAAAUCGUUCGGAAGAAAACUUUUAGUAUUUACGCUUUUAAGUGGCCUCGCAUAUUCUUUAGGUUAUAUACACUACAAAUAUGUAUCGCAUCUCUUUGAAAAUGACAGAAACUUCCUCUAUUUAUCCGAUCUGGAACGAGAGAUGUCGUUCAGGACAGAAAUGGGAUUCUAUUACUCGUAUUACAAAACUGUUGUCGAAGAAAAACCAUUACUCGCUGGAAUGUAUAAAAUUAUAUUUGACAAAUUAGUCGAAUAUCCUAAGGAUGUCAAUGCAAUGAAUAGAUUUAAUAUUAUUCCCGAGGUCAUUAUAGGGGCUAUGUACAGGUAUUUUGAGCCCUGGUUGAACUCUACCCAGUAUAGGGAAUGCCACAUGGUCGAGAGGGGUCCAGGCCACAGUCCUGUAGAGAGCUGUGUGGGCAUUGGGCAACCGGUUUUCUUCUACUUGGAGGUGAUCUGGUGGUUGUCUGGUCUCACUGUAGCUGCCUUGUUCCUACAUGCCACCAUGCUGAGCCAAAGCGUCUUGGGUGGUCUACUGGCAGUGGUUCAAUACUUCACGAACCACGCUGAGUGUACUCGCGUACAGUGGGCGCCGAAUGAGAGGGAAAAUUUGGCAGCGCCCCUACUGCUCCUACAAGCAUGGCUGUUAACCCUCCAGCUCAGAGAGACGAGUAAUAACAGGAUAUUGAAGCUUGAGAUAUUAACGCUCUUCAUAAACAUACUCUGCUUGCUGUUCUGGCAGUUCACACAGUUCAUAUUCCUCACUCAGCUGGUUAUAUUCUUUGUGAUGGAACAGCUCAAGAUUAUCGACGUCAAAACCUUUGCCCUGAUCCUCUACUCCCACUUCUGCAGCCUGCACACCGCGGUGCUGCUGCUGCAAGGGAACGACAUGCUGAAAUGCUCCUUGUAUACGACUUUUCUGAUCACCAUAUCGAUAUACUGUCUCUUCUUGAGCUACUUGCGCAUCAAGGUCCAGAGCCACUUGGACCUGUUCGUCGAGACGUGGCUCGUCAUCCUGAGGAUAUCGCUCGUUCUGUGCCUCUCGUGGUACCUGAAGAAAUUGUUCAGCGAAUACCUGGAAGUCGAGGAGGAUUCCCACGUCUGGGACAUACUCUAUUCGAAGUUCACAGAUUAUAAAACUUUCCACUCGUUGAUUUAUACGUGCUCGGAAGUCUUCGAUUUCUUGAAAAUAAGUUCCGUCGUCAACAUGAUGAGGAGCCUGCUGAUCCCGCUCGUCCUGGUGAGUUGCAUCAACGUCACGUGUCACUGGCAACACUCGGCGACGGAGAAGUGCGCGAGAGAGACAGAAGAUGCAGCCGAGAGGGACAGGAAGCAGGGCGACAAGAACGACGAUGAAGACAGCGGUAUUGAAAAUAAUACGGACGUCGUACCGAAGAAAGAGCCGACGAAGAUCGACCCCCUGCUGCUAUAUUUGAGAAAUAUCCAAGUGGAGUCCGCCAUAUUCUAUAACAUAUCGCAGAUGAUCGUGUAUGGCGUAAUGGCGGUUUUGGUGAUGCGUUUAAAGCUCUUGUUCUCGACGCAUAUGUGCUUAGUUUCGUCAUUGAUAUUCAAUAAAAAGUAUUACACAUUACCAAAAUCAUUCUCUAAGUACAUACCGAUCAUGUGGGCGAUUCUAAUUGUGCCAAUCUUGACUGAGCUGUCCAAGAAUAUUACGAAAGAAAUGUCGCAUAUAGGAGAGUUCAAUGACUACCCCCAGGAGGAGCUGCUACUCUGGAUAUCAAAGGAGGCGGGCGCUGGGGCGUUCGCGGGUUCGAUGCCCAUUUCGGCCACUGUCAUGCUGUCGACCAGACGGCCCAUAGUCACUCACCCGCACUACGAGCACUUGGAAGCCAGACAACGCGCUUAUUCCGUGUACAAAAUGUACGGCAAGUUCUCGCUGAACGAUCUCUAUCUGGAAUUGAACAAAUACCGAGCGACGUACCUCAUCGUUGAAACCAAAUACUGCUACGGAAGGAGCAUGAAACGCUGUUCGUUUGAAGAUAUUUGGGACGUAGAAGCGCCGGCCCUGAAAUCGAAUCCCAAGCUCUGCCACACUCUACUCACUGAACCGGUGGAUCACUUCUACCCGGUGUUCAGGAACGAACACUACGCGGUCUUCCGGAUACACGACUUCAGUGUUCGAUACAUGCCUCGGACAUUUGACACUUGACAUAUGGACGGAUAUCAAUUUAUGUAUAUUGAGACUGAAGACUACUCGAACGAAACAGACUAAUUUAAAAAAAAAAAGAACCUUUUCUACGAGGUCCGUUUCAACUUCCAUUAAACAUAGCGUUUUAAGUACUUUAAGAAUUUUAAUAGACCCCCGGCUUUCAAUGCGGAGAUUUUUAUCACAAAUGUAUUUAAAAUCAAGUAAAUUCACCGCUGGGCUUAAGUUCCCUUUGAGGCAGUUAUUUAUAGAAAUUAGACAUAUUCAGGUUUCCCUGCGACGUUUUCCUUCACCGAAAACGUGAUGAAUUAUUUAUAAGACAUUAAGCACAUGGAUAUUUAGAGGUGCUUGCUUGGAUUAACCCGCAAUGGUUCUGACGACUAAGCCAUCCCGGCUAUGUAUAAUCUCUUAAAGCAAUUGGCCAUUUGACAAUGCGAAAAAUAAAAUGUCAAUUAUUGUAAUCAGUGUACAUUAUGAGUUUAAAAAUGGUUAUUUAUCAACGAAAGUUGAAAAUAAUAAUUAAUUUAUUCAAAAAUCCAUAAAUAAAAAUUCAUUUUUUAAAUGUUCGCUCAAAACGCACCUAAUUGCUCGGGUUUAGGAUGACGUCACUUGCUUGUUAACCUCGUUUGCCUACUGUAUGUGGAUUAUACGUGCCACAGAUUACAAUACAGGUAAGUGACGUCACCGACCCCAUUCC
Molecule: messenger RNA, 3105 nt
Organism: Vanessa atalanta (red admiral)
Lineage: Eukaryota; Metazoa; Arthropoda; Insecta; Lepidoptera; Nymphalidae
Product: probable C-mannosyltransferase DPY19L1
Exons: 10
Coding region: 201-2411 (736 amino acids)
Cellular component (GO): nuclear inner membrane
Molecular function (GO): mannosyltransferase activity
Source: RefSeq, a predicted model, not a curated record